AUGAGUACAGAUAUGUGUUUAAUGUCGAUUCGUGUCAGUAAAAACAAUCGAGAAAUUGAUUCGACAGAAGAUAAAAGACACGGUAUUUUACAAAAUAAGCAUAUUGCUCAUUGGCAAUCUGAUCGUCCUCGAUCACAUCCAGUCAAUAUACAAUUUAAAGAAAAAAUCAAAAUAAAAGAUCUAUGUAUUUUUUCGGAUUUUAAAGUUGAUGAAAGUUAUACACCUCAAAAAAUCUUAAUUCGAACUGGUAUUAAUCAUAAUAAUUUAGUUGAAUUAAGAUAUUUUAAAAUUCAUGAACCAACUGGAUGGGUGAUUGUUCCAACUCGUGAUGCACGUUCAAAUCCAAUAAGAACAUGGAUGAUUCAAAUAGCAGUAUUAGCUAAUCAUCAAAGUGGUCGUGCAUAG
This is a messenger RNA of Adineta steineri, 405 nucleotides long. NCBI's taxonomy places the organism in Eukaryota, Metazoa, Rotifera, Eurotatoria, Adinetida, Adinetidae. The record is from the annotation of a GenBank genome assembly.